CUCCAUCUCUCAAUCGAUCGAUUUCUUCAACCAUGAAGCCUCUCACUACAUCCGAUCGAUUCCUUCCGCCAUCAAGCCUCUAAUUCCGAUCGCUCACAACCAACAACAUCGUAUACUUCUAGACCUCCGCCUCAAGUAUCUUCUACCGACGUGCACACCUUCCGCUUCCUCUAGUCCAGUCACCGUCGGUGUCAGCCCUAAUUUUAGAGAUUCAUGUAGCCGGAAUGCCCUCCAUUGGGCUUCACUUUAUGGCAGGUUUUGAUUUCCUGAGAAUAGGCAUAUUUUCGUGGGCAUAAAGUUCAAAAGCAUUAUAAAAAAAUGGUGUGGUCUGUUGGGAUAGUGGAGAAAGCGAUACUCAGAUGUGGACGAAAGAGUCGUAGGUUGCGUGGAUUCCGUCCGGAAUUGAGAGCUCCGGAAUCGGAAUAUGAUUUCCUGAGAAUAGGUCGGAAACAUAAAUAUGUUGGAGUGGAAAAGGCAUUGGCUAGGGUGCAUUCCAUGGCUCAGAAUCCUGAAGGCCAGGAACAGGACAUGAGGCUCGUGGGGAAGUUUGAAAAGUUGAGCCAUGAAGAUAGCAGCAGCAAAUGACACUGAAUUGAGAGUUUUUGAGGCUGUGCUACCCAAUGGAACAACCAAAGCCUAUUUUGCUUCUUGCUUUAUGUUGUUUAUUAUUUCAAUGUUUUGAUAAUCCAAUCUUUUUAAUGGUUGUCAGUGCUACUCUUAAGUCUUACCUCCAACAACAACCCCUUUUUCA
Messenger RNA from Lactuca sativa (garden lettuce), 751 nucleotides. The record is from RefSeq and is a predicted model, not a curated record. NCBI's taxonomy places the organism in Eukaryota, Viridiplantae, Streptophyta, Magnoliopsida, Asterales, Asteraceae.